Molecule: messenger RNA, 2256 nt
Organism: Eptesicus fuscus (big brown bat)
Lineage: Eukaryota; Metazoa; Chordata; Mammalia; Chiroptera; Vespertilionidae
Gene: NMT2
Product: N-myristoyltransferase 2
Exons: 12
Coding region: 119-1615 (498 amino acids)
Biological process (GO): N-terminal peptidyl-glycine N-myristoylation
Cellular component (GO): cytoplasm
Molecular function (GO): glycylpeptide N-tetradecanoyltransferase activity
Source: RefSeq, a predicted model, not a curated record
CCGGGCUCUGAGCGGACGGCGGGCGGCACUAGAGGGAGCUGCUCGCGCCGCCGUGGCCGCCGCGCUGGCCCCCACGCUCGCGGCCCCUGGCGCCGCCCCCGCAGCCCGCGCCGCCGCGAUGGCGGAGGACAGCGAGUCUGCAGCCAGCCAGCAGAGCCUGGAGCUGGACGACCAGGACACUUGCGGGAUAGACGGGGACAAUGAGGAGGAGACCGAGCACGCCAAAGGAAGUUCCAGAGGGGACUUGGGGGCCAAAAAGAAAAAGAAGAAACAGAAGAGAAAAAAGGAGAAACCAAAUUCCGGAGGCACCAAGUCAGACUCUGCAUCUGAUUCCCAGGAGAUUAAGAUUCAACAGCCUUCAAAAAACCCUGCCAUCCCAGUGCAGAAGUUGCAGGACAUCCAGAGAGCAAUGGAGCUGUUGUCGGCGUGCCAGGGCCCCACCAGGAGCAUCGGUGAGGCUGCCAAACACAGAUACCAGUUUUGGGACACGCAGCCGGUACCCAAACUAAAUGAAGUGAUAACAUCUCAUGGUGCAAUCGAAGCAGAUAAAGACAAUGUGCGUCAAGAACCGUACUCCUUGCCACAGGGCUUUAUGUGGGACACUUUAGAUUUGGGUAAUGCUGAAGUGCUCAAGGAGUUGUACACCUUGUUAAAUGAGAAUUACGUGGAGGACGAUGACAACAUGUUCCGGUUUGACUAUUCGCCCGAGUUCCUGCUGUGGGCUCUGCGUCCCCCUGGCUGGCUUCUUCAGUGGCACUGUGGAGUCAGAGUGUCUUCGAACAAAAAGCUGGUAGGGUUCAUAAGUGCCAUCCCCGCAAACAUUCGGAUUUAUGACAGUGUGAAGAAGAUGGUCGAAAUCAACUUUCUUUGUGUCCAUAAAAAAUUGAGAUCAAAACGGGUAGCCCCAGUGUUAAUUCGAGAAAUAACUCGGAGGGUGAAUCUGGAAGGGAUUUUCCAGGCCGUUUAUACUGCUGGUGUGGUUCUCCCGAAGCCAGUGGCCACUUGCAGAUACUGGCAUCGAUCACUAAACCCCAGAAAAUUGGUAGAAGUGAAAUUUUCUCACUUGAGUAGAAAUAUGACUUUACAGAGAACAAUGAAGCUGUACAGACUUCCAGAUGUGACAAAGACUUCAGGCUUGAGACCAAUGGAACCGAGAGAUGUCAAAGCAAUUCGAGAAUUAACCAACAGUUACCUGAAGCAGUUUCACCUCGCCCCGGUGAUGGAUGAAGAGGAAGUAGCCCACUGGUUCCUCCCCCAGGAGCACAUUAUUGACACGUUUGUAGUGGAGAACUCCAGUGGUAAACUUACUGACUUCCUGAGCUUCUACACACUCCCCUCCACAGUCAUGCACCACCCUGCUCAUAAGAGCCUCAAGGCUGCCUACUCCUUCUACAACAUUCACACAGAGACGCCCCUGUUAGACCUCAUGAAUGAUGCGCUCAUUAUAGCUAAAUUGAAAGGAUUUGAUGUUUUCAAUGCACUAGAUUUGAUGGAAAAUAAGACAUUCUUGGAAAAACUCAAGUUUGGAAUAGGAGAUGGCAAUUUACAGUAUUACUUGUACAAUUGGAGGUGUCCAGGAACAGAUUCUGAAAAGGUUGGACUUGUAUUACAAUAGAUGGAUGUUUCCAUUCCUAGAACUCUGAUAUCAUCCAUCAUUUGUUAAUAUUCUAUUUAAUGAUUCCUGGAACUGUCAUUCCAAAGAAUAAAAGCACAACCUAAGUGAAAUCGAUGCAGUCAGUAAUAAUUGGAAAAGAUGAAAAACAUCCAUAUGUGACCAAUACUACAUAUGUCUAGCUAGAAUGUUAACAUUCUUCCUUUUUUUCACUGUUGACCCAUUUGAAGGAGGGAUGAAAGGGUACAAAGAGCACAUUCCUCUAAUUUUCAAACUUUUGACCAUCUCUUGAAGGUAUUUUUCCAUUCUCUAGAAAGGGACUUUUUUUUAUGGACGGAACUGAAGUCAGAGUGGGUAAGAAAAUCUUUGCUAAUGUGUGGAGAUGAACUGCUGCAUUUCUGUUUAUCAAGUGAUGGUCUUUUUGUCCGUGUAACAGAAUAAAGGAUCCAGUUGGGAAAUUUUUCCUCCUAUCACCUUCCAUGCUAUCAUUGGAAACAUUUCUGGAAUCAGCACUUCCACAACUCAAUGAUGAGUGGUGGGUGUUUGUGUGUAGAACAAGAUAAAAAUGUACGGGUGACUAGUACAUUUAUUUCUCCAGAAGCAAAGUUGCCAAAUCAAUAAACAACACAAGUUUUUUUUUUUAA